This is a messenger RNA of Rotaria sp. Silwood1, 1680 nucleotides long. NCBI's taxonomy places the organism in Eukaryota, Metazoa, Rotifera, Eurotatoria, Philodinida, Philodinidae. The record is from the annotation of a GenBank genome assembly.
AUGCUUCGACCAGAAUUGAUCGUACCACCAAUUGUUGAGAAACUUUUCGCAUCAAUUGAUAAUACGAAUGAACCACAUCGAUUCACAUCAAUCAUGACUUGUCUAACACGUAUAACUCGUCAAUUAGUACGACAAACAUCUUGUUAUUCUCAAGGACAAACCUAUGUGUUACCAUUAAUUACGUCCGUAUUACCUGGUAUUGAUUUGAAUGAUUUCAAAAAGACAUUAGUUACAUUGGAAUUUCUCGAUACAAUUUUUAUGCUUAUUACAUGUGUUGAUUGUUCAUCAGCAAUACAUAUUCGAAAUGAUCUAACCGAGAUGAUUCGAGAGAAGAUAACAGAUUUUCUUACUCAUGCAUGUUGGCCUUCUAAAGUGAGAAAACUUGUUACUGGUCUUGUUCGAGCUAUUGUCAUGGGCGACUCAGUCGAAACACUCAAGUAUCUCUUACCAAAAACAUGUGAAUCUAUCAACAAGAUCAUAAAUGACUCAGAAGGAAAUGUUUUAUUAAACGAUCACAAAGGUGACAAAGAACUUACCUGGUAUUUAGUUCUCUUCUCGGAACUCGUUCGUGCUCGUGGUGAUACUCUAAUGAUUUACAAAGAAACAAUUAUCUCGGUGUUUCAUCGAUGUAUACAAAUUAUUCACAAAGGUUCAUAUAAAGCUAUUGCUAGUGCAGCUAAGCAUAUUCUCAAAUCGCUCACUCAUGUAUAUAUAAUUGAUACUCGAUUGGCGAUUGAGAAUAUCGAUGAAUCAUUUAUCGACUUUUUGCCAAUUCGAGCAUGGGGUCAACCUACCAAUGCCGAUCAAGUCCAAGUUCAAUAUCAUAUACCUAAUGACGACGAACUUGAUUUCGUCCGUGAAUUUGUUGAGACAUUCAUGUCAUGGAGACAGCAAGAGAUGGCAAUGUCUUUCCUUUGUCUUCUUCUUCAAAAACAUGUACCAAUUCCAUCAUCUUGUAUUCAUACAUUUGUUGAUCUUCUUGUCCAUGAUAAUAUUGAAUUGAGAAAGUAUGCUGUAAAGAGCAUAGCAGCAAUUUGUCGUUUGCAAAAGCCACCUAGAAUCUAUGUUGAAAAAUCUAUUGACGAAGUUCUUCAUGAACACAAUAACGGGUCGUCAACAGUUAUCAUACGUGAUGAAUGUAAUCCGGGCGAUCGUGAUGAUAAUUUAUGGAUAACAAUUGAUGGUUAUAAACCACCCAAUACUCAAGCUGAAUGGGAACAAAUGUGCUUUUUGGAUAAAACGUUUCAUGGUUAUUACACAUGGCCUAAAAUGAUUAAAUAUCCAAUGAAUAAACGAGCACGUUACACACAAAAUGAUAUGCCAGAACAAGUGACCAUCAUAUAUAAUCGUUUUAUUGACAAAAACUUUGUUAUACAAUCAACAAACUUAAUGGUUUCAGAUGAAAAUACCGACGAGAUCAAUUUCAAUUAUGUCCGAUAUACUAUGUUCAAGGAACAUGGAGAUCCUCGUCGAAUGUAUCAACUUAUUGAUUUUAUUCGUACAUUGAUCAAUAAUCAAAUCAAUUCGAAUACUUUCACUGAAACAUCUCGUUGGUCUCUCAUUCAAACUUUGAAAAUGUUUCAAUGGCGUAUUCCGUCAAUUUGGUGUACUAUACAUGAACAUGCCAAAGAACUACUUGAUUAUUCGUUCAAACCUGUCCGUGAACAUAUUGCCAAGUAA